AUGGCUGCUCACAUCCACAUUUUUCCAGAAUCCAACUUUGCGGCACUAGCCCUUGGGUUGGAUCCAUCAUCCCAAACAGCAGCUUUCCGCCGUGAGAAAGGUGGACGGGGUCCCUCUGAGUCUUUGACUGCACCUCAUGUUCGCAGCGACCCCAUGUCACUGCCUGCCGCUGCCGCGGCUCUCCACCGAGUAAGCUUGUCAGCUGCCACACGCUUCACCGAGGCCAACGACACCUCGUGA
Molecule: messenger RNA, 240 nt
Organism: Colletotrichum higginsianum IMI 349063
Lineage: Eukaryota; Fungi; Ascomycota; Sordariomycetes; Glomerellales; Glomerellaceae
Exons: 1
Coding region: 1-240 (79 amino acids)
Source: RefSeq, a predicted model, not a curated record